ACUUCUCGGCGUUAGGACCGCGCACGGCUCUGUGAGUGCGCAAAUCCCUGCAUAGAGACCGUUCGUUCUCUCCAUCAGAAUAGCUCGGAGGCUGUUUGCUGCGGUGCGGAGCCAUCACCAACUCUCCUCCUCCCGCUCGGUCUUCUGAUCCAGCAGAACACCGACCGAACCUGAACCAUCUGGGCAUAUCUCCGGGGGACGGAGCCCUCCUUAUGGGCUCACAAUGCGCAGGAUACGGGCCAACGCCAUCGCAAUCUUGACUGUAGCGUGGAUCCUGGGAACAUUUUAUUACCUGUGGCAGGACAAUAAGCCGUACACAUCAUCCCCGUCCUCGGCCUCGCAACCCCGCGUCGGGGACAGCAGGAGCCAUGCCGGGCGACCUGACAUCCACCGAGAUGACAGUCACAGGACCAUUCCGCUAAUCAUGACCCGGUCCCCGCGGGUGGAUCCGCAGCAGCAGGGUCAGCUCACAGGGAGUUUCGAUGAGAAGGCGUACCUGUUGGGGAAACAGCUGAAGGUGGGAGACGACCCUUACAGAGACCACGCCUUCAACCUGGCCGAGAGCGACCGACUGGGCUCCGAGCGGGUCAUCAGAGACACACGACACUACAGAUGUGCCUCCGUGAAUUACGACGCUGACCUUCCUCCUACGAGCGUCGUCAUCACCUUCCACAAUGAAGCACGCUCCACCCUGCUACGCACCAUCAAAAGUGUCCUGAUGAGGAGCCCUCCCUCUUUGAUCCAGGAGAUCAUCCUGGUAGACGACUUCAGUACCGACCCUGAGGAUUGCCAGCUGCUCUCCCAGAUCCCCAAAGUACGCUGCCUGAGGAACAGCCGCCGAGAGGGUCUGAUCCGGUCCCGGGUACGAGGGGCGGGAUCUGCCUCCGCCUCCAUCCUGACCUUCCUGGACAGCCACUGUGAGGUCAACACUGACUGGCUUCAGCCCAUGAUACAGAGGGUCAAAGAGGACCAUACCCGGGUUGUCAGCCCCAUCAUCGAUGUUAUCAGCCUGGAUAACUUUGCCUACUUGGCAGCUUCCGCUGACUUGAGGGGAGGGUUUGACUGGAGUUUACACUUUAAAUGGGAACAGAUUCCCAUCGAACAGAAGAUGUCCAGGAAUGAUCCUACUCUGCCUAUCAGAACUCCAGUGAUUGCAGGAGGGAUCUUUGUGAUGGACAAGAGCUGGUUCAACCACCUGGGGCAAUACGACACUCACAUGGACAUCUGGGGAGGAGAGAACUUUGAGCUGUCCUUCAGGGUAUGGAUGUGUGGCGGGAGCCUGGAGAUUCUGCCCUGCAGCAGGGUGGGACACGUCUUCAGGAAACGCCACCCCUACGACUUUCCAGAGGGCAAUGCUCUCACAUACAUCAAGAACACGCGUCGAGCAGCAGAGGUGUGGAUGGACGAGUAUAAGCAGUACUACUACUCAGCAAGGCCCUCAGCGCAGGGCAAGGCCUUUGGCAGCAUUGCAGAGCGCCUGACUCUGAGACGCAAACUGAACUGCAAGUCAUUCCGUUGGUAUAUGGAGAACGUUUACCCUGAACUACGGAUCCCAGAGCAGGAUGCAGUGUCCAGUGUGUUGAGGCAGGGAGGACUGUGUCUGGAGAGCCUUGGUUCAGACAGCCUGGGUCUGGCAGAGUGUAGAGGCUCUGGAACGAUGAUGCCGCAGUCACAGAGAUGGCAGCUGAUGGAGCCUCUCCUACGCCAGCAGGACCUGUGUCUCGCCAUCACAGCUUUUACUGCCGGGUCAAAGGUCAAAAUGGAACCUUGCAGCAACAAGGAGCCCCGACAGAAGUGGAAGCCGAAGGGACCAGCCCUGCAGCACAUGGUCAGUGGUCUGUGUCUGGACAGUCAGCCUCCGGCUGGCCCUCCAGCCAUCACUCAGUGUCGCUCCCAGCUGGCCAGUCAGGUCUGGGAGCCGCAACUCAUCACCUGAUUAUCUGAACCCUGGUGGCUGGGGAGAGGAGGAGGAGGAGGGAGGAGGAGGAGAUACACUAGUGGCUGGAGAGAGGAGGAGGAGAUACACUA
Salvelinus fontinalis (brook trout) is the source of this 2028-nucleotide messenger RNA. Its product is annotated as polypeptide N-acetylgalactosaminyltransferase 16-like. Gene Ontology annotation, cellular component: Golgi apparatus. The transcript has 14 exons. Lineage: Eukaryota; Metazoa; Chordata; Actinopteri; Salmoniformes; Salmonidae. Bases 224 to 1936 code for a protein of 570 amino acids. The record is from RefSeq and is a predicted model, not a curated record.